UUCGUGGAAUAAACAGAUAGGUGACCUUUCCCUUAAUUUUUUAAUUUUUGUUUUUAAAUGAAUGAAAAUGUUUUCGUUGUAUUUUUUUUGCUCUAAAGGCUUUCCGACAAACCUGGUCCUGAUGAUUCAUGGUCUACAUCAUCUAGCCAAGUCUUAGAUUUUGUUACCAAGGAAGGAACAUCAAAGUCAGCAAUGGAAGCAAAGGAAGAUGGUGUUGGUAUUAUUGAAAAUGUGCCACCAGAGCAAACAGUUAAUGGCAGUUUGACUUCUGCUGGUGCAGUGCAUAAAAAUGACAGAAGUGAUAUGAUGCUAGCAUUAGAACUAGGAGAAGAGGAAGAUGUAGAAUCACCUUCUCUUCCUGAGUAUCAAGUUCCAUUAAAGGUUGAAGAAAAAAAGCAGCACAGAGGAAGUGACAUGGAAGUAUCAGAAAACAUACAUGAUGCUGCAGCUGCUGGAUUAAUUCCACAAAGACAGAAUGGAAAAACUGAUAACCAUCAAUUGCCUAUUACAGAAAAUAAAGAUUCUGAUAGGUAAGCCUAUAGCAAUAU
Messenger RNA from Panthera uncia (snow leopard), 548 nucleotides. RefSeq names its product ankyrin repeat domain-containing protein 26-like. Lineage: Eukaryota; Metazoa; Chordata; Mammalia; Carnivora; Felidae. The transcript has 4 exons. The record is from RefSeq and is a predicted model, not a curated record. Bases 193 to 534 code for a protein of 113 amino acids.